Molecule: messenger RNA, 885 nt
Organism: Orbilia oligospora ATCC 24927
Lineage: Eukaryota; Fungi; Ascomycota; Orbiliomycetes; Orbiliales; Orbiliaceae
Exons: 6
Coding region: 1-885 (294 amino acids)
Biological process (GO): peptidyl-serine dephosphorylation; mitotic cell cycle
Cellular component (GO): cytosol
Molecular function (GO): protein serine/threonine phosphatase activity
Source: RefSeq, a predicted model, not a curated record
AUGAGUCAAGCGCUCACGGCUCUAAAGCUAAUAGAGGCACCUUCUUUAAAUGCUCUUGCACGAGAGAUCUUACAAGAGGAGUCAAAUGUGCAACCUGUGCGUUGUCCGGUGACAGUAUGCGGAGAUAUUCACGGCCAAUUCCACGAUUUGAUGGAGUUAUUCAGAAUCGGCGGUAGCUGCCCGAACACGUCCUAUCUAUUCAUGGGCGAUUACGUUGACCGAGGCUACUACUCUGUCGAAACUGUUACUCUCUUGGUCACCCUCAAGAUCCGCUUCCCAAAUCGCAUAACCAUCCUCCGUGGUAACCACGAAUCCCGUCAAAUCACCCAGGUCUACGGCUUCUACGACGAAUGUCUCCGAAAAUAUGGCAAUGCAAAUGUCUGGAAAUACUUCACAGACCUCUUCGACUUUCUCCCCUUGACCGCAUUAAUCGAUAAUCAGAUCUUCUGCUUGCAUGGAGGACUAUCUCCGAGCAUCGAUACGCUUGAUAAUAUCCGAGCGUUGGAUCGAAUUCAAGAAGUUCCACAUGAAGGCCCCAUGUGCGAUUUGCUAUGGAGUGAUCCUGAUGAUCGAUGCGGGUGGGGAAUUUCGCCAAGAGGUGCUGGAUACACAUUCGGGCAGGAUAUCUCCGAAGCGUUCAACCAUAACAAUGGGUUGACGCUCGUUGCCAGAGCACAUCAGUUGGUUAUGGAGGGAUACAACUGGUCGCAAGAUCGUAACGUUGUUACGAUAUUUUCUGCACCAAACUAUUGUUACAGAUGUGGUAACCAGGCUGCGAUCAUGGAAAUUGAUGAACAUCUUAAGUAUUCAUUCUUGCAAUUUGACCCAUGUCCGAGAGCCGGGGAACCGAUGGUUUCAAGGCGAACACCUGAUUACUUCCUCUAA